Messenger RNA from Magallana angulata, 844 nucleotides. RefSeq lists its product as uncharacterized. Gene Ontology annotation, molecular function: sterol 24-C-methyltransferase activity. The record is from RefSeq and is a predicted model, not a curated record. The transcript is spliced from 4 exons. Gene Ontology annotation, biological process: sterol biosynthetic process. The coding region runs from base 177 to 818 and encodes 213 amino acids. Gene Ontology annotation, cellular component: endoplasmic reticulum. NCBI's taxonomy places the organism in Eukaryota, Metazoa, Mollusca, Bivalvia, Ostreida, Ostreidae.
AACAUGGAUGUCCGGUACCAGCAUUGUCGAGUACAGUACGGAUGUAAGCCGACAGACAUUGUUGGGUAGUACUUUGAACGGACCCACCUGUACUAUAGGUGUGCUAGUAUUGAACGCACCAAAUGCAGUGGAGUUGUUGAACUUAGAACUAAGAAGUUCUCACAGUUUGAUCUACCAUGGCAAGUUUCAUUAAAGAUGCUCUUGCCAGAAACUUGAGACAGCCGAGAGGAGGGCCAGUUGGAUGGUUUGUGAAUAGAUAUGUUUUUGAGAACCUCAAUAGAGGACUUGAAGAAAAUGCUGUUAAAUUGUGCGAUAUUUCUAAAGAUGACUCUGUGUUGGAAGUGGGAUUUGGUCCAGGCAUUGGAAUUCAAGAGGCCUACAUGAGAAUAAAGGAUGGCAAGGGCAAAAUUUAUGGUGCUGAAAUUUCCAAGAAAAUGAUCCAAAAAGCAACUCAAAAGCUUCAACCUCAGAUCUCUGCAGGAAAGGUGGAGCUCGUUCUAGCUGACGUAAUCAAUCUGCCUUUUGAGUCGGACAUGUUUGACCACGUGUUUCAUUGUAACUGUUACUAUUUUUGGGAUGACCAAGUAGCUUGUGUUAAAGAAUUGCGAAGAGUCAUGAAACAAAAUGCAAAAAUGAUUACCGUAUUAAAUGAGUUUAGUCUCAAGGAGGUCAAUGAAAAGGGGAUCAUGAAAUAUGGCAAUACGGACCCUGAGAAAUAUAUUGACUCCCUAAAAAAAGCUGGAUUUCAUGAUGUCAAUUAUCUAAAGUUGAAGAGUGAGAGAGGCAACCCUUUUAGUGCAAUCUCUGCUCGCAAAUAAUGAAAAAUAAACACUUUUUAACUCAG